Oncorhynchus keta (chum salmon) is the source of this 2183-nucleotide messenger RNA. It is a transcript of the gene nup54, whose product is annotated as nucleoporin 54. The transcript is spliced from 13 exons. Gene Ontology annotation, biological process: nuclear pore organization; protein localization to nuclear inner membrane; NLS-bearing protein import into nucleus. Gene Ontology annotation, cellular component: nuclear pore central transport channel; nuclear pore. Bases 121 to 1689 code for a protein of 522 amino acids. Gene Ontology annotation, molecular function: structural constituent of nuclear pore. The record is from RefSeq and is a predicted model, not a curated record. Lineage: Eukaryota; Metazoa; Chordata; Actinopteri; Salmoniformes; Salmonidae.
UUUAUUGGAUACCAACCACCAUUAAACCUCAUCAAAGAAGAAGAAGAAUUUAUUUCGCGGAACCAUACAAUCUAACGACACUUCCUGCACGGACCCUAUUUGCUGUGAACAGGAGUAAUCAUGGCGUUCAAUUUUGGCGGCGCUGCCACCAACCCAGCAACAGGUCUUGCAGCCCCUGGUUUCGGGACCACCACCACUGCUGCGGCCCCCGCUGGCUUCGGCGGCUUUGGCACCACCACCACAGGUGCUUUUGGGGGUUUUGGGACAACCACUACAUCCGCUGCUGCGCCUGGGUCAACUUUCAGCUUCGCCGCUCCUGCAAGCACAACAGGAGGACUGUUUGGUAAUACCCAGAAUAAGGGAUUUGGGUUCUCCUCUGGGCUGGGCACUGGCACUACUGCUGCAGCUGGGUUUGGAACAGGUCUGGGGACAACUCUAGGAGGUGGAUUUGGUGGCUUCAAUAUCCAGCCACAGCAGCAACAGCAAGGAAGCUUUUUUGGGCAGCAGGCCCAGGCCCCGGCCCAGUCUAAUCAGCUCGUCCACACAGCUAACGCCCUGUCUGCCCCCACCCUGCUUGGGGAUGAGAGAGAUGGCAUCUUGGCCAAGUGGAAUCAGCUCCAGGCCUUCUGGGGAACAGGCAAGGGCUAUUUCAACAACCAACUCCCCCCUGUAGACUUCACACAGGAGAACCCUUUCUGCAGGUUCAAGGCGGUGGGCUACAGCUGUAUCCCAGGCAGUAAGGAUGAGGAUGGUCUGGUUGUCCUGGCCUUGAAUAAGAAGGAGGCUGAUGUUCGUAGCCAACAGCAGCAGCUGGUUGAGUCUCUACACAAGGUGCUGGGAGGGAACCAGACUCUCACCGUCAACGUAGAGGGAGUCAAAGCCCUGCCUGAUGACCAGACGGAGGUGGUGAUCUAUGUGGUGGAGCGUUCUCCUAACGGCACAUCUAAGAGGAUCCCAGCUACAACACUGUACAGCUAUGUAGAGCAGGCUAACACCAAGGCCCAGCUCACACAGCUAGCAGUUUUCAUGUCUGUUACACGCACUGAGCUCUCACCAGCACAGCUCAAACAGCUGCUGGCGAAUGCACCAGCAGGUGUGGAUCCAAUCAUUUGGGAACAGGCAAAGGUGGAUAACCCUGAUGCGGACAAGUUGAUCCCCGUCCCCAUGGUUGGUUUCAAAGAACUACUCCGCAGACUGAAGAUUCAGGACCAGAUGACCAAACAGCACCAGUCCAGAGUAGAUAUCAUCUCUAAUGACAUCAGUGAACUGCAGAAGAACCAGGCAACAACAGUGGCUAAGAUCGCUCAAUACAAGAGGAAGCUGAUGGAUCUCUCUCACAGAGUACUACAGGUGCUGAUCAAGCAGGAGAUUCAGAGGAAGAGUGGCUAUGCCAUCCAGGUGGAUGAGGAGCACCUAAGAGUGCAGCUGGACACCAUCCAGUGUGAACUCAAUGCCCCCACGCAGUUCAAGGGGCGUCUGAACGAGCUGAUGUCUCAGAUCCGGAUGCAGAACCACUUUGGGGCGGUACGCUCAGAGGAACGAUAUAGUGUGGACGGAGACCUUCUCAGAGAGAUCAGACAGCACCUGAAGCAGCAGCAGGAGGGUCUGAGUCAGCUGAUCAGUGUGAUCAAAGAUGACGUGGAAGACAUCAAACUGAUAGAACAUGGCCUCCUGGACAGACUCGGCUGACCUCAAAGGUCCUCCCAGGCCCCACGUGACCCUGAAUCUCUCUCUCACUGCUGACAAAAGUUAAAGGUUUAUGCCUCUUCUUAGCAAGGCAUAUAUCUGUCUUUUCUAUGGUCUGUCUGUCUUCAACUCAGAGGUGCUUUCUCACACAGAUUAAUCCUUGUCCUGGACUAAUGGCUCAAUAUUGAAUCUCAAUCAAAAAUCCUUUUUAGUCCAGGACUAGGUAUCAUUUUUGUCUUGGAAACUGCCCCUAAAACCCCCAAACAUCUAAACUGGAACAAGACUGCCUUAGAAAAACUGGACACUGUCUGGUUGACAGCCAGUGAAAUGUGACUGUUCGACGAUUUGGUGUGAUAUUCAAGUGCGAUAUUCAACACAUUGUAAAUAAAUACGCCUUUUAUUAUUGAUUUAGUAAUAUUUUAUAUGAUUGAAUAAGAAUUAUACACAACCCCAACAUGGUUUAAUAAAAUGUCAUUGAGGAGCCUUUUUCAACAUGA